AUGGAGGGCAUCCUGGAGGAAAACCCUUCAAGCCAGGAUGACUCCCAACCACGUCGUCCAGCCUCAGAACACCAGGAGGUCACGAACCAAGCAAAAAUAGCAAGUACCAUCCACCGCACGAACGAACACGUAGUCACAGACCCGCAACAUCCCGAGAAAGCCAGGGACAAAGCGGCACAGAUCAUCCAGGAUCUAUGCCUCCGGGUCCAAGAACUUGAAGGCAAACUGACCGACAGAGGGAAAUACGCCAACGAACACGGAAGCCAGGCAACUUCCAGGCCACGAUCCCACCGCGGAAGGUCGCCAACCCGACAACACGAUAGGAGAGAUGGUCGCAGUACUUCACGUAACCAUCGACACGAGAAAUCGCCAGAACGGCGAUACAACAAAAAACACCACCGUAGCGCGUCCCACGAUCUAAAUCAUCAGCACGACUCGGACGAAGACCCGAGACGACGAAACACCAAACGCACGAGAAACGACCACACCAUAAUGGGAGCCACGCCCUUCACAGAGAGAAUCUUAAGAGCAAAACUCCCCAAAGGUUUCGACAAACCCACCGACAUGAAGUAUGAUGGAACUAAGGACCCUCAAGAACAUCUAACGGCCUUCGAGGCCAGAAUGAACUUAGAAGGAGCGUCCGACGCAGUCCGAUGUAGAGCCUUCCCGGUAACCCUUGCCGGACCAGCGAUCAAAUGGUUUAACGCCCUCCCGAACGGAUCCAUAGCCAGCUUCCACGACAUAGCACGAAAAUUCAUGGCCCAAUUCACAACCAGAAUCACCAAAGCCAAACACCCAAUCAGCUUGUUAGGGAUCACACAGAAGCAAGAAGAAUCCACAAGGAAAUACCUCGACCGCUUCAACGAUGAAUGCCUAACGGUCGACAGACUCACGGACUCCGUUGCAAGCCUUUGCCUAACUAACGGGCUCAUGAAUGAAGAUUUUCGCAAGCACCUCACUACUAAACCAGUAUGGACCAUGCACGAAAUCCAGAACGUCGCCAAGGACUACAUCAACGACGAGGAAGUCAGCCAGGUCGUCGCUGCCAACAAACGGCAGCACGCCGCCACUCAACACAGCAACUCGGCUCCCCGUCAUAACCCACCACCCAAAGAGAACCAACGGGACCACCCCAUGCCGGCCAACCGACCACCGAGAAUAGGCAAAUUCUCUAAUUACACGCCCCUAACAGCACCAAUUACGGAAAUAUACCAUCAAAUAGCAGAUCGAGGCAUCAUCCCAAGAGCCCGACAACUCAAAGAAAGGACGGGAGGCAACAAAACCCUCUACUGUGACUACCACCGAGGUUACGGCCACAAAACACAAGAUUGUUUCGACCUUAAAGACGCUCUCGAACAGGCCAUACGAGACGGCAAACUCCCGGAAUUCGCCAAAAUCAUCAGAGAACCAAGACGUGCGGAGAGAAACAAGUCGCCGGAAAGAGAAGGGCGUAACCCGAGAACUCAAAAGCUACCCCCCAGGGAAAGCCCGGAGGAAGACCCGACCAUCAUAGUGAACGUCAUCACGGGCAAGGACGUGUCGAGCAAGUCAAAACUAACAAUGAAAAAAGAUCUCAAGGUAAUGGCCGUCAGAAACCAAGCCCCAAUCGCCACGGCCGACAAUACGAUAACAUUCUUACCAGAGGAUUGCCAACACGGCACCUCGGCCGAAGACGCCCCCUUCGUCAUCUCAGCCAGAAUCGGAACAGGACUAGUACGAAGGAUACUGGUAGACACCGGCGCAGACUCCAACAUCCUUUUCCGAGGAGCCUUCGACAAGCUCGGGCUCCGCGACAACAACCUCCAAACACACCGCCACGGCGUCACGGGACUCGGGGACAACUUUCUCAAACCAGAUGGCUUAAUUACCCUCCCCAUCACUAUAGGAACAAGCAAUCAGAAGAAGACAAUCCUAUCUGAGUUCGUAGUCCUAAAAGACUCCACAGCCUAUAACGUGAUUCUCGGAAGAAAAACAAUCAAUGACCUCUCUGCAGUCAUCUUCACCAAAUACCUCCUCAUGAAGUUCAGAACCGACGACGGCUCCGUCGGUACCAUUCACGGAGACCGAGAGGUCGCAGCCGAAUAUGACAACACCAGCCUAGCCCUAAGGAAAAAAUCCCGAGACGCGGCCGGAAUAUUCCUAGCCGACCUAGAUGCACGACAAGACGGCCAACCUAGGCCAGAACCAGAAGGAGAUAUGGAAAAGCUACAAAUAGGGCCAACCAAAGAGGAAUAUACCUUCAUUAAUCGAAACCUCCCAUGCGAUCUCAAAGAAGAGCUCUCCCAACUCCUGAAACAGAACAGAGACCUGUUCGCAUUUACACCAGCCGAUAUGCCGGGAAUAAACCCCGACCUAAUGUCCCACCAUCUAGCCGUGGACCCCCAAGCUAAGCCAGUGGCACAAAGGAGACGGAAAAUGUCACCAGACCGUGCCGCCGAAGUCAAAAAUCAAGUCAAAGCCCUACUUGAAGCUAACUUCAUCCGGGAACUCCCUUACACGACCUGGCUAGCCAACGUCGUACUAGUAAGGAAAGCUAACGGGAAAUGGCGAAUGUGCGUCGACUACACGGACCUCAACAAAGCUUGCCCGAAGGACGCCUUCCCCCUACCAAACAUCGACGGAUUAGUAGACGCAACAUCCGGCCACCGAUACCUCAGCUUCAUGGACGCAUAUUCUGGCUACAACCAGAUCCCGAUGCACCUACCAGAUGAAGAAAAAACCGCGUUCAUCACCCCAGACGGAACAUACUGUUACACAGUGAUGCCCUUCGGCUUGAAAAACGCUGGAGCCACCUAUCAAAGACUUGUUAACAAGAUCUUUCGGGACCUGACCGGAAACAAGUUAGAAGUCUACAUAGACGAUAUGCUCGCCAAGACUGAAUCCAGCGAACAACUAAUCAACGACCUCAAGGUCAUAAUGAACACCUUACGAGAACACCAAAUGCGGCUCAACCCGGCAAAGUACGCCUUCGGAAUGGAGGCAGGAAAGUUCCUUGGCUUCAUGAUUACACAACGCGGAGUUGAAGCAAACCCGGAGAAAUGUCGUGCCGUCCUCGAAAUGACAAGCCCCAAAAACCUUAAAGACAUCCAAAAGCUCACCGGCCGACUGACCGCGUUAUCACGUUUUCUUGGUGCAUCGGCCCAAAGAGCGAUCCCUUUCUUCAAACUAAUGAAAAAAUGGACCCCUUUUAAAUGGGAGGCAGAGUGCGAAGAAGCAUUCCAACACUUCAAGAGGGUCCUAUCGGAACCAUCAAUCCUCGCCAAACCCCAAACAGGGGAAACACUCUACCUAUACCUCUCCAUAACGGAAGAGGCACUCGCAGCAGCUCUCAUCCGUGAAGACGAGAAAAGGGAGCAACAACCCGUAUACUUCAUAAGCAAAGUCUUACAGGACGCGAAAACUCGCUAUUCACGCCUAGAAAAGCUAGCUUUCGCACUCCUCACAGCCUCCCGGCGCCUGCGACAAUAUUUCCAAGCUCACCCUGUGUCGGUCCGAACCGACCAGGCAGUCAAGCAAGUAUUACAGAAACCCGACCUAGCAGGAAGAAUGCUAGCGUGGUCCGUCGAGUUAUCCCAAUUCCAGAUCAAAUUCGAAAUCCGGAAUGCUAUCAAAGCACAAGCCUUGACUGAUUUCAUCACCGAAAUGACUCCGGGAAAACUCACCCCCGAACCAUGGAAACUACACGUCGACGGCUCGUCAAACUCCACUCACGGAGGCGCCGGAAUCAUACUCAAAAACCAAAACGGGAUCACAAUUGAACAAUCAGUACGAUACGAAUUUCCAGUAUCAAAUAACCAAGCAGAAUACGAAGCCCUCCUGGCAGGUCUGACCCUAGCACGAGAAGUCGGUGCAAAAGCCCUAGAGGUAAAUACCGAUUCCCAGGUAGUCAGUUCCCAGAUCAACGGAAGCUACCAGGCACGAGAUCCCCUGCUCCAACAAUACCUCACCAAGGUAAACAAACUAAAAGAAGGGUUCGAAAGCAUUACCAUACAGCACGUCCCCAGGGAACGAAACACCAGGGCAGACCUACUUUCCAAGCUAGCCAGUACCAAACCGGGACACGGUAACAAAUCGUUAAUUCAGGAGGUCGUUAGGUCGCCUUCCGUGUCAACAACAAUCAACGCUCAUCUGACGUCCUCAGACCGGGAGUCCUGGACGUGCCCUAUCCUACAAUACCUCAUCGACGGAACUCUACCGCCAGAUCCGAAGGAGGAAAAGCGAAUAAAAAGGGAAGCCGCCAACUACACCAUCGUAGCAGAACAACUAUACAAACGUGGAUUCUCGCAACCCCUACUCAAAUGUGUCGAACCCGGGGACACGGAGUACAUACUCCGCGAAAUCCAUGAAGGCUGUUGCGCUCACCACGUCGGAGGCAAAACAUUAGCCCAAAAAAUCGUCAGGGCUGGCUACUUCUGGCCCACAAUCAUUCGAGACUCCAUACAACUAGUAAAAAGCUGCGACAAAUGCCAAAGACACGCCAAUAUCCACCAAGCCUCCCCACACCAGCUCAGCACCAUAUCGGCAGAACGACCGUUCGGUACUUGGGGGAUCGACCUCGUCGGGCCCUUCCCUACAGCUCCCGGCCAACUAAGAUAUCUCAUUGUCGCCAUAGACUACUACACCAAAUGGAUCGAGGCCGAACCUCUGGCCUCCAUAACGGUGACCCAGUGCCGGAAAUUCGUUUGGCGACAGAUCAUCACCCGAUUCAGAAUCCCUGAGGUCGUCAUAUCGGACAACGGAACCCAGUUUACCGACAAAAAAUUCCGAGAAUUCUUAGAAGGAUUACACAUAUCCCAUCGCUUCAGCUCAGUAGAACACCCUCAAACAAACGGACAGGUGGAAUCCGCAAACAAAAUAAUCGUUAAAGGACUCAAGAAACGGCUCGACGAAACCAAAGGACUAUGGGCAGACGAAUUAGAGUCAGUUCUAUGGUCGUACCGAACAACACCCCAAACGACCACGGGGGAAACGCCUUUCCGAUUAACAUACAGCGUAGAAGCUGUCAUCCCAGUAGAAAUCGGGGACCCCAGCCCCAGGAAAACGAUCGGAGGUAACGACGAAGAAGCAGAACGAGACCUCAUUAACGAAGAAAGAAGUAUAGCUCACGUCAAAGAGUUAGCACUCAAACAAAGAAUCAGCCUAAGAUACAAUCACGGCGUUAUCCGACGAGAAUUUGCGGCCGACGACCUCGUCCUACGACGAAACGAUAUCGGGCCCCCGACUCCAGGAGAAGGAAAGCUCACCCCCAACUGGGAAGGACCAUACAGAAUCAAGGCUGUAAUCGGAAAAAGGAGCGUAUAA
Molecule: messenger RNA, 5301 nt
Organism: Arachis stenosperma
Lineage: Eukaryota; Viridiplantae; Streptophyta; Magnoliopsida; Fabales; Fabaceae
Exons: 1
Coding region: 1-5301 (1766 amino acids)
Biological process (GO): proteolysis; DNA integration
Molecular function (GO): RNA-DNA hybrid ribonuclease activity; nucleic acid binding; aspartic-type endopeptidase activity
Source: RefSeq, a predicted model, not a curated record